ACUCACUCACUCACUCUCUUCCUCUCACUCUCCCUCUCUCUCUUCCAUUGGGAGAAAUUUGCGUAGCCUCUCCCCAUUUCCCGGUUUCCAAGGACAGUUCACCUCGAGGUCUGUUUUCGAGAGACUUCCUGGUUCACAUUCGCAAUUUUGCAAAGCAGAGUUUCUUUGCGUCACCACAUUCAACUUACACCAACACCAACACCGAAAUCCCCCACUUACCUCCGGGCUACACGACGACCGAUAUCUAGGGACUCCCUUCCCCGGCCACCUCAUUCCAAGACAAUACAUUCUUUCGGGGGUCCCUUUCCGAAUCGAGUCGUCCACGAUAGAAAAGAGACACAAACGGGUAUCCCGCAUUCCGCAUCUCGACCGCAUCAUCGACUGAAGGUCCUUACUGUCCGUCGUCGCCAUUAUGGCGCCGGCAGAUGGGUUCUCGGCGCCGGGGGUCGCUUCGUACGACUCCAACACAAUGUCGGUCGGCGACGGCACCUGGGACUUUGAUAAGAAUACCUUCCUGUUGCCUAACCUAGUCGGCCUCAACUUCGAGACGAUGCAAUACAAUGGCAUGGGCAAUCGCUUCUCGACGGUCGCCCAGUACCACACUCUGGUGCUCGCCCACGGCGUCAUGGCCGCCAUCAUCUUCCUCCUUAUCGUCCCGGUCUCCGUCUUCACGGCUCGGUUCUACACAGCGAAGCCUGGUUAUGCGAUACCUUAUCACGCGCAACUGAACAUCCUCGCGGUGCUGAUGCUUAUCGCCGUCUUCGCCCUGGGCUGGUUCGCCGUCGGCCCCGAGCGAAGUUUGACUAACCCGCACCAUGCUAUAGGUCUGGCCAUCUUCAUCAUGUUUCUGCUACAGAUCAUAGGCGGCCGGCUUGUGAGACACAUUCGAGGACGCUCGAUCCGGAAGAUGUUUCAUCGCUGGAGCGGAAGGCUCAUUGCGCUCCUCGGCAUUAUCCAGGUUCCCCUCGGUCUAACGCUCUAUGGCUCGCCCAAGUGGACCUUCAUCAUCUACUCGCUCUGGGUCGCUUUCCUUCUGCUCGUCUAUUUUGUUCUCAGUUACCGUGCCGAGGGCGCUGAUCGUGGUCGCGACAUCUACAUCAGUGGUGGCCGUUCUGAAGGCCCGAGCGGCGUCACGGGGUCGGAAUACUACAGCGACGUGUACACCGAGAAGUCCAAGGGCCGCAAAUGGUUGGCGCCUCUUGCGGCCGGUGCGACCAUCGCAGCCCUGUUCAGUCGCAAGAAGUCCAAGGAGAAGGAGAAGGAGCUCAGCCGCGAGAGAUCCAAGUCGAGGAGUCGCAGCCGCGGGCCAGAGGUGAUAGGUUCUAGGCGGGGUUCGGCGAGUUAUCUCACCUCUAGAAGGGGCUCAGACACAUACCUCGAAGAUGAGAAGUUCACCGAAGUGGACUCCCGACGGGAUGGCAAGAAGUCUGGAGGCGGUUUCAUGUCGAAGCUGUUCGGCGUCGGCGCCGCCUUUGGGGCCGGCAAGCUGGUCUCCAAUCUCAUAAAGCGAAAGGAGAAGCAGCCAUACGACGAAGAAUACUCGGCGGUUUCGGCAGAGACCCCAAGACGCCGCCCAAGCCGAAGCUACCCUGCCACCAGUGAAUACACCGAUUACACUGACUGGACCGAGGACACUCCACCGCCUAGACGUGGACCUCGUGAUGGUUCCAUCCUACCACCCCCUGGAGGCCCAACAGCUGCAGCCGCAGCUCUCAGUGCUGCCGAGCCACGAACAAAUCGACCCCCGCAUGCAAGGACCCGUUCGCAGUACAGUUUCGAGGACUCGGAAUACUCAUCAUAUGUCAGCCCAUCCAGACGGAAAGAUGACCCACCCGCCGGUCCCGCGGGCGGGGCCGCAAAGGGCAUCUUGGCCGGCCUGGGUCUGGGGUGGUUUGCCAAGAAGCUGGCCGACCGCAAGUCGAAGCGCACAGAGGAGCAAAGAAUCCGAGACGAGGAAGAGAUGAGGUCAGGAUUCACCGAAUCAAGGUACACUGCAGAUGGGUUCUCAUCACCUUCCCGCGAUCGACGGGGCUCCCGGCGUGUCAGCGGACGUCGCCCGAGACCGCCCAUGUCGGCUUUGAGCACCGAAAUCACACAGUUGACCGAAUCUUCCGAGCUGGAGCCUCGACCUGCUGGCGCCGGCUACGGGGGGCCACCGAUGCCACCCCUAUCUGCGGGACCCCCGCCAACGAUGAUGCACACCGGGCCAGGAGGGCCUCCUGUUUACCCUGUCGGUCAUUCGCAAACAAUGUCAAGACACGAUGUCCUCGAACCAGUCGGCAUGCCUCCAAUGCCCCCGGACCCAGCAGGCCUACUCCACCGCGAGUCUGAGAGCGAGGUCUACAUGUCACCUAGCGGGAGGCCCCACCGACGAGACUCGUCCAAACGCAGGAGAGCCGGAGAAGAGGCGGCGGCUGCUGCAGUUGCGUCGGCCAGUGCGCUUGCAGCGGCAGAGGACCGCCGCCGCGCCCACUCGGAGCGCUCGCAACCUGUGAGCGUCAAAGUCAGGGUUCACGACGACAAGGACAGAAACAUUACGCUACGGAGACUGACCGAGGAGGAAGCGGCCGCCAACAGGCGCGGGGAAAGCAGGAGGAGACGCGGCUCAGUCAGCAGUUUAUCCGGAAUCGAAGUCGGCAGUGGCCGACGUUACCGUCGCGACUCGAGUCAGAGACGAGCCGAAUCAGCAGCGGAGCACGUUGUCGAGGCCGGAGACCCCCUGCCGCCGCCGAACCCCGCAUUCGCUGCGGGCAGAAAGCCAAAAGACUCGGCCUACUACUCGGGAGGCCCGCCGGUGCAAUCGACGCCGAUGGCCGGCGCUACUGUCUCUAGCAUAGGCAGCGAGAAUACUCAUGGUACCUGGAGCCAAAUGAGCCCUUCGCCCAGCGCACCCCAGACUAACCCUGUUGGGUCCGCAGCGGCCGAUAACCGUCGGAGGAGGAGACAGGAGCGUAGACGAAGCAGCUCGAGCCGACCGACAGGGGCGGACAUGUUCGAUUAGCAGAAUUGAAUGUACGACGACGGCGGAGAGUAUGUCGACGACAAGCAACGAUGACGAUGACGAACAAACGAAAGACGAAGAACGGCCCACGACCGAGACGAUGUUGAUGCGAGUUCCCUCAAGGAUAGGCACAGAAUUAAAAGAAAAAGAAUCAAUCAAAAACCGCAUAACCAGCGAUAGGAUACGAUUUGGCAUGGAAACAGUCAUCAGGAUGCAUUGGGUCGGUAACCCUAUCGCAACCCGUGGCGACAGGGCCGAGAGUUUCGAGAGGAGUUUAUGGAGUUUUGUGCCCCGGGGCAUUUUCACCAAGGAGGGGGAAGCUGGAGCAUGUCGUGCUCCCUUGACCAACUUUGACGAGUUCAAGGGAUCAAAGAUAAAGGCAUUGCAGGCUUUUUUUUUUUUUUUUUUUUUUGCGUCUACCAAUCAAUGUAUGAAGGAUCAUGCGAGCAUUUCUCUUGAUGGACUCCUGUACGAAAGAAAGAGUAACGCAGUGUGUAAUUGUGAUGGGUAUAAUUGGAAAUCUCCUUCACAGCCCAUGCAUGAAAGUCAUCUAUACUGUUAUGUGCUUCUGUGUAAAAUUGCUGCAUACGGCCUCACUUUGACUUCUAUCCAUAUGUUGAAGUAACUGGGCGUUUGAUUCAUGGUGUGGAUUCGUCGGCUGCGUGCCGUGCCAAUCUAAGCAGGCUAAGCUGCUUCUUAUAUCUCGCGUUCUACUUCAAACAUGACUCUCCUCCUAGUUGUCCUUCCACAUUCUAAGGCAAUGACGGUGAAAGUGAAGAGGGAAAAUACUAUCCCUGUCUUGUUGUUCCCUUUGAUGCACUCCGUUCCAACAUAUUAUCUCGACU
Molecule: messenger RNA, 3846 nt
Organism: Colletotrichum destructivum
Lineage: Eukaryota; Fungi; Ascomycota; Sordariomycetes; Glomerellales; Glomerellaceae
Product: Putative cytochrome b561/ferric reductase transmembrane, MFS transporter superfamily
Exons: 2
Coding region: 413-3001 (862 amino acids)
Source: RefSeq, a predicted model, not a curated record